Molecule: messenger RNA, 675 nt
Organism: Alternaria infectoria
Lineage: Eukaryota; Fungi; Ascomycota; Dothideomycetes; Pleosporales; Pleosporaceae
Exons: 2
Coding region: 1-675 (224 amino acids)
Source: RefSeq, a predicted model, not a curated record
AUGCUGGCGACCAUUCAGUGCUUUGGUUUGGGCUUGAACCUGGUAGAGGCUACAGAUAUGUUCAUCCUGACCCCAAGGUGGAACCCUGCCAUUGAUGCCCAGGCCGCCUCGAGGAUCAACCGGAUCGGUCAGAACCGUCAGGUGACUAUCUGGACGUUUUAUGCACACAACCCAAUUGAGCGCUACGUCGGAAAAGAACGGGAGAGGAAGAAGAAGGCUGUUUUGACAUUGGAUCAGAAGGGGGCGAUCGCCCGAGUGAACAGGAUUAAGCAGAACUCAGAGGUCACUGUAUGGGCAUGUGAGUCGCCAAACUCUAUCGAGGCGUACGUCAUGAAAACCCGAAAGAAGAAGAAGAAGAAGAAGAAGAAGAAGAAGAAGAAGAAGAAGAAGAAGAAGAAGAAGAAGAAGAAGAAGAAGAAGAAGAAGAAGAAGAAGAAGAAGAAGAAGAAGAAGAAGGUCAAGUUGGCGUGGCACCAUAAUAGUGUGAGCAAGCAUCUAAGAAACCAGAUAGCAAAUCUAACAGAGGAGGCGUUCCGCCACAUUCUCACCAAGUUGCGAGUCGAGGGGGCAGCUAGCAACAAGAAGGCAGCAAAGGCGUCACUGCUGGAUGGCGGCGGCUUAGUGGCAGGUCACCGAGGUGAGGGUGCAAGUCGUAGCAAGACGAGUCUUGUAUAG